AGAAGAAGAAGUUUCGAGAUUGAGGGGGGCAAAAACAACAUGGCGAGAAAUAACAAAACAACUAAAGACAAUUUCUUAAACUGUCUGUGCUAAAGACUGAAAGUACUUUAACUUGAGAUGUUUAUAACAACAGGUCUGCAAAGCACUCAUCAAGUAAAGAGUGGGAAAGAUUAACCGCGUAGUAAACUGUUAGCCAGAUACAGUGUAAGUUAGUUAGCUAGCUAGCAGGCGUUAGCCAACCUGUCAGCCGUGUGUGGAGCCGCAGCAUGUCGGUGCACUUCGAGGAGAGGAGCGGCGUUGUCCCCUGCAAGACGCCCUGGGGCUCCUGGUACCAGACCAUGGAGGAGGUUUUUAUCGAAGUCAAUGUGACGCAUGGGACGUCUGCUAAAGAGGUCAAGUGUCAUUUGGGAUCCAGAGACAUUGAGCUGCAUGUCAAAGGGAAGGACAUUUUCAAGGGAAAGUUGUUUGACACAACCGUGUCUGACGAAGCUACAUGGACACUAGAGGACAAGUGUCUCAUCCGGAUCAUUCUGAUGAAGACUAACAGAGAGGCAGGGAACUGCUGGUCCUCCCUGCUGGAGGGGGAGUACUGUGCGAAUGCCUGGGUCCAGGACCAGAUGCAGAAGAAGCUCACACUGGAGAGGUUCCAGCGGGAGAAUCCUGGAUUUGACUUCAGCGGUGCAGAGAUCACUGGGAAUUUUGCUGGCGGUGGUCCGGACUUUUCCAAUUUACAGAAGUGAGCAACGUCAUGGUGUCCCCAUCAACACAACUGGGGACGUCCAUGGUAUGCAGACAAACAAAGCCCCAAUGAUGAGAAGUCAAAGAUUUGCCUUUAGAACUUAAAUACUGUAUGUUUUAAUACAGGACAAAGACAAGUUCGACAAAGACCCUUUCAUCUGUGUUGUUGCAAAGCUUAUACAGGCAGAACAACCGAUGUUAUACUGUUCCAUUUGGAUGUAACAAGCAUGUGUGAUGCGUUUAAAUAAUGAGAAGAAUGCAGUUGCUAUAACUUUUCAAUAAAGUUUUAUUGAAAGGUACAAGUACAUAGGUUAACAAGAUGGUGUAUUGAAUUUGACAUUUUGAAUUUGAGAACACAUUUUAUUUCUGUCACUAAAAGAAACUUCUACCCGACAGGAAAACUGGUAAAGAAAAUGCAAUACAAAUUCCAAUCCACAUUUCCACUGCAACAACCUUUUUAGUGUUCUCUGCAUAAUUGACAACUGAAAUCAAUUAAUACAUGUGUUACUUCACUCUGUGUACACAAAUUAAGAAUUGGUGAAAACAACUCAUCUGUAACCACUGAUGACAUUUCAGCUCAAACUGUAUGAUUAGCUAUACCUGACAGUUUUGUCAGUAGCCUCACUUCUCUGGAGAAACCCAGAGCUCCCUCGCCGUAUCAAAAUAAAACAAAAAAUCUUCACCUUGGGUAGGAGUGUGCAUUCAGGACAGUUAAGCAACCUAGGGUGGGAGUUAAGGAUUUUGGGCCCGAUAUCUUGGUUCCAUUUUUGCUGUUCACAAAAUCCUUCUCCCUCCUCUUCCACAUGGUGGACUGAGGACCUAGGUGGUUCUAUACUUAUUCGCUUUAAACCAGCAACCCGUUCCAGGAAAUACCAAACACCGUGGUACGGAUUUUAACAAGGACAAUCUCUAGAAUUGUGCAAGCAACUCGACCAGGAUGGCAGCAGAUAAACCUUUCUGACGAAGCAUUACUCCUUGUCAUAGGGCAG
Molecule: messenger RNA, 1727 nt
Organism: Etheostoma cragini (Arkansas darter)
Lineage: Eukaryota; Metazoa; Chordata; Actinopteri; Perciformes; Percidae
Gene: nudcd2
Product: NudC domain containing 2
Exons: 4
Coding region: 267-740 (157 amino acids)
Biological process (GO): protein folding
Cellular component (GO): cytoplasm
Source: RefSeq, a predicted model, not a curated record